GCACCAUUUUUUUUUUUUUUUUCAUUCGUUUGUUCGGUGUAAGGCCGUGUUUGGGUCUUGCAGGAAAUGUCAAUGGGGACAGACUCAACAUGGGUGGGAAAGAAGCCGCUGAGGCGCAUCGGAGGCAUGUCCGAUGCUCUCUCCAUCGCUGCCGAUCUCGGCUUCUCUGUUCCCCCUCCUCCUACUCAGGAAGAAAUCCAGAACUUAUCCACUACUACUGGUGAGAAAGGUGAUGACUUGAUAAGGGUCUUAAGAGAACUUACCACCGUACAAAGAAAAAUAGCAGAUCUGCAAGUGGAACUUCAAGGUCGAAAGGAUGAUAAAAACGUGUCACAUUUGACACAUGUGAGUGAAAUGGAAAAGAAGAUUGAGACUUUGGCAAGGAUUACUACUAUAUUGAAAGAUGUCAUUCAGAAUAAGGAUCGCAUCAUAGCUCGUCUUCAACAGCCAUAUUCACUAGAUUGCAUCCCAGUGGAAGCAGAAUAUCAGAAACAAUUCUCUGAAUUACUUAUGAAGGCUGCUAGUGACUAUGGUGCCUUGACAACAUCAGUUGCAGAUUUUCAAUGGAGUCAGAACUUUAAGGAGCCUCCUUCAGUAUGGGGGGAAAUGCUUCGCCCUAUUCCAGUUGCUUUAGCAUCAUGCACCCGAUUUUUUGAGGCCAUGUCUGCAAUGAGAGAAUCGUUUGCAACACUUCAAAAUCUGAGAAUGGGUCAUUCCAAUUCCUCCUUACCCACAACACCAGCCAAGGAUGCCUCCCAAAGAGUGCCAGGGGAGUCCGACUGUGUGACUCCACCUCCUUGGAGAAAUGAACCAAGCUUUGAUGACUUAGCUAGUAGAAGCCUAAGGAGGCAAGAAAUUGAGCAGCAAGAAGCAGAGGAUGAAAACAGUGAGGUGUCUGAUUUUAAUCAAGUUGAUGGGGCGAGCCAUAGGAGAUUGUCUUGGCCUCCCUCAGUUAAAAAGAGUGGAAUUUAAUCCGCAUAAGGUGAAUAUCUUUGUAUGUCUUGUUGUAGUAAAUGUUCAUUAGCAGCAUCUUUCACCUUGAAGUAAACCCAUUCAUUUGUGCAGUAAUACAUAUUUUUAUAUUAUCAAGUAUUUUUGAA
Molecule: messenger RNA, 1100 nt
Organism: Corylus avellana
Lineage: Eukaryota; Viridiplantae; Streptophyta; Magnoliopsida; Fagales; Betulaceae
Gene: AUG2
Product: HAUS augmin-like complex subunit
Biological process (GO): microtubule nucleation; spindle assembly; microtubule organizing center organization
Cellular component (GO): mitotic spindle microtubule
Source: RefSeq, a predicted model, not a curated record